Molecule: messenger RNA, 777 nt
Organism: Lactuca sativa (garden lettuce)
Lineage: Eukaryota; Viridiplantae; Streptophyta; Magnoliopsida; Asterales; Asteraceae
Product: VQ motif-containing protein 4
Source: RefSeq, a predicted model, not a curated record
AUGGCUUUUGAAACCAAGUUAUUGACAAACAAAACAACCUUCGUCCAAGCCGACACAACAUCCUUCAAAAAGGUAGUUCAAAUGCUAACCGGAUCAUCUGAAACAGUCAAACAAUCCACAACCACCACCAGGCCAGACUUAGCUGCGAGAAACCCUAUCCCUGCCAUGAAAACGGGUCCGGACAAAAAACCAUCAAAGCUGUACGAGCGGCGGAGCAGUCUGAAGAACUUCAAAAUCAAUCCGUUGGCUCCUGGAUUCACAAACGACAAAGGGUUCUCCGGAUCCCCACGGAAUCCCAACGCGCCGGAGAUUAUGUCCCCAAGUCUUCUCGAUUUUCCGUCGUUGGUGCUUAGUCCAGUCACACCUCUUCUUUCCGAUCCAUUUAAUAGGUCUCCGACGAAUGAUUGUUCCCCAAAUUUGGACGUUGAGGCUGAAGAAAAUGCGAUUGCAGAGAAAGGAUUUUACUUACAUCCGUCGCCGGCGACUACUCCAAGGAGGGAGGACGUUCCAUUUUCUGGGAACGAUCAUGAGGAUGGAUACAAACACCUUGGUGAAGUCAAUGACAUUGCCGAUUAUUUCAACAUUCUAAAUGCUCCACGUACGACGGUGUUAUUGAGAAUGCUUCCAGUAAUUUUCAAAGGAGCUUCUAAAGAUUGGUUGAUGACACUCACACCUGGCGCUAUCACUACAUGGGCACAAAUGUGCGAGCAAUUCUUUGAGCAAUUUUGCACACCAUCAAAAUUUUCCAAACUCAAGAAGGCGAUAGCCAAUUUUUGA